Molecule: messenger RNA, 408 nt
Organism: Eimeria mitis
Lineage: Eukaryota; Apicomplexa; Conoidasida; Eucoccidiorida; Eimeriidae
Source: RefSeq, a predicted model, not a curated record
AUGGGUGACAUGAAAGACAGUGCAGCAGUUUGUUUCUCUGCAAGAAGAAACCCAACAAAAACUUUUCUUUCUCUUUCUCCUCACAAUUCAAAUUCUUCUUAUCCUUCUCACUCGUAUUCUUCUUCUCCUUCUCAUGCUGCUAUUUCCUCUUCUUCUUCUGCAGCAACAGACGGCAGCAGCUCGAUUGGUGGGGGGAGAACAGACAGCAGGCAAAUGCGCAGCAGCAGCAGCAGCAGCAGCAGGCAGCAGCAGCAGCAGCAGCAGCAGCAACAGCUGCUGCUGCUGCAUGAGUGGCAGCAGCAGCAGCAGCAGCAGCAGCAACAGCUGCAGCAGCAGCAGCAACCGUUUCAGCAGGACUUCUUCUAUCAGCAGCAGCAGAUUUGGUUCUACUGCAGCAGAGGAUCGUAG